AUGGCGGCUGUUUCGGUCAUAGAAUUACUGCGCCAGCAGAUAUCCACAUGCGAGGCUCAACUGGCGUCGCUCCGCCAGCAACUUGCAGAGGCAGAGCAUCUCCAUAGGCAGCAGCAGCAAGGACUGCAGCUCAAGCGGAUGGAAGAACAAACGCGGCAUAACACAGCAUCAACAUCGCUGGUACAUGACAUGAGCUAUGGGAUUCAUGAUGAUUUCCGCUCCGAGAUCUUUGCCGCUUUAUCUCACCCUGAAGAGGAGAACGUCCCUCCUAGAAGAUGGCCGCUGGAGAACUCCGAAUACAAGCGUUAUGGUCGUCAGUUGAUUAUGCCCGAGAUAGGCUUGCAAGGCCAACUUCGUCUCAAGCAAGCCUCAGUCCUUAUUGUGGGAGUAGGCGGCUUAGGGUGUCCAGCUGCUGCCUAUUUGGUCGGCGCAGGAGUUGGAACUGUGGGCCUGAUAGACGGCGAUGUUGUCGAAGAGUCGAAUCUGCACCGCCAAAUUCUACAUUCUACUGCAAGAGUAGGAAUGACGAAGGUUGACAGUGCGAUUGUGGCACUGAGCUCACUGAAUCCCAACGUAAACCUCGUGGCACACCCAGCAAGACUUACCCCUGAAUCUUCCCUUAGUAUUAUGCAAGACUACGACCUGGUGCUGGACUGCACCGAUAAUCCGGCUUCACGCUACCUAAUCUCGGACACUUGCGUCCUGCUCGGGAAGCCGCUCGUCUCAGCAUCGGCCUUACGUACUGAAGGCCAACUGAUGGUGCUAAACAACCCUCCCCUCCCUCCUGGAGGUGCCAACGGUGGGCCUUGUUAUCGAUGUAUCUUUCCCAAACCACCGGCUUUUGAGACCGUGGUCUCGUGCGGCGAGGGCGGCAUCUUAGGCCCAGUGGUAGGGACCAUGGGCGUACUCCAAGCACUCGAGACCAUCAAAGUCCUUAGCCGUGGCGUCAAAGGGCUUGCCGCUAAUGGUACCACAUCACCGGAACCUCCCACUCUGACAAUGUUCUCUGCGUAUGGCAGUCCCAUGUUCCGCACCAUACGUCUUCGAGGGAGACGACAAACGUGCGCUUCUUGUGGAGCAAAAGCAACCGUAACACCCGAAGCGCUGAAAUCAGGGAGCCUAGAUUAUGCACUGUUUUGCGGCUCGGUCGCUCCCGUGGAUGCCCUUACCGCGAACGAGCGGAUUUCCGUGGACAACUAUGCGAAGAUCAGGACGGAAGCGAAUCCGUUCACAGGAUCACAGCCAAGUAACGAUAGUCAUAUCCUCAUUGAUGUUCGGGAAGGAGUGCAAUUCGAUCUCUGUAGCCUCGAAGGCAGUGUCAAUAUUCCUUUCUCGGAGAUUUCGCGGACUCCGCUUAAGCCUAUGAGGGAGGAUGUUGCUGGAAAUCACGAUGCCACACCCGAAGAGGGCUGGGUUGCCGCACUGAGAUCACAUCCUGAGAAACCUAUAUUUGUGAUCUGCAGGCUGGGCAAUGAUUCACAGCUUACGGUUAAGAAGAUGAAGGCGCUGGGUCUGGAUAAUGGAGGAAAAAGGUGGAUUGGCGAUAUCAAGGGUGGUCUAAGAGCUUGGAGGGAAAAUGUGGAUCAAGAUUUUCCCGAUUACUGA
This is a messenger RNA of Westerdykella ornata, 1605 nucleotides long. RefSeq names its product molybdopterin biosynthesis protein moeB. Gene Ontology annotation, cellular component: cytoplasm; cytosol. Gene Ontology annotation, biological process: tRNA wobble position uridine thiolation; protein urmylation. Gene Ontology annotation, molecular function: thiosulfate-cyanide sulfurtransferase activity; URM1 activating enzyme activity; adenylyltransferase activity. Bases 1 to 1605 code for a protein of 534 amino acids. Lineage: Eukaryota; Fungi; Ascomycota; Dothideomycetes; Pleosporales; Sporormiaceae. The record is from RefSeq and is a predicted model, not a curated record. The transcript is spliced from 3 exons.